UUUUUUUUUUUUUUUUACCUCGGCCCGUUCCCCACGGAGUUUCACCCGGUUCGUCGCGUCACGUGCUAUCGAAAAACCCCGAAACACUUUGACGACAAGACCGUCUCGUCGGAAAUGAAAUAAAAAAACGCAUUACAGCACUGCCGCCAUCGCGGGUCCUUUUUUUUUCCUCUCUCGCGCCACUCCGCCGCGACCUGUGGACAACCCCGUCGGCACUGCGAAAUCGGUUCGCGCCCGCGAGUGCGUCGUCGUCUCCGCCGCACCACAGUUUUUGGUCCUUCCGAACGAGUGAUCACGUUCGAUCGACGUCGUACCGAAUUUAACGUGCGAUGCUAAUUCAAUCCGGAUAACUAAAUGUGAGUCCAAAUUUCGUGUGUUGCACCGGUGGACUCGAAUGCCUGGAUUCUAUAAUUUUUCAUCCGCGUACGAGUGAAAUUUAAGAAUAUUUGGUCAUUUGUUUCAUACAAUCUACUACAAGAAUUGAUCAAAUUCGUAAAACUAUCAGUUGUGAUAGGACGACUACACCUAUGUGGCGGCACGUGCUGAACGCAAGAUGACCAAAUGCGUGGACGAUGCGCGGUGGCCGGCCAGUGCAGCUGAUCGUAAUGGUGUUGGUGUGUUGUUACGGCGGCUUGGCGUUCGCGGAUUGGGCGGACUGUCCGAGCCCGUGCCAAUGCAAGUGGAGUUCGGGCAAGAAGACGGCGUUGUGCAAGGACGCCGAGCUGACGGACGUGCCGACGCAGCUGGACGGCGACAUGCAGGUGCUUGAUCUGUCCGCGAACAGCAUACGCGUGCUGCCGGCGGAAGCGUUCAAGCGGGUCGGGCUGCUCAACCUGCAGCGGGUUUUCAUGCGCGGGUGUGGGUUGCACGAUGUGCACCGGGACGCUUUCCGCGAGCUUAAGAUCCUGGUCGAACUGGACCUGAGCGACAACCUGAUCGGGUCGCUGCACCCAAAGACAUUCCAUGGCAAUGAGCGUCUGCGCGUGCUCUACCUGAACGGCAACCCGCUGACGGAAGUGGGAGAGGCGCAGUUCCCGGUGCUGCAGCACUUGCGCACGCUCGAGCUGCAGCACUGCCAGAUCAAGCGCGUGCACCGGGACGCGUUUCUGCACUUAUCCGCGCUCGAGUCGCUUAACCUGAACGGGAACCUGCUGAAGCAGCUCUCCGAGACCGUGUUCCUAUCGGUGGCCAAGCUGAAGACGCUGUCGCUGGACGGAAACCCGUGGGUGUGCGACUGCCGGCUGCGCAGCUUCCGCAACUGGCUGGUCACGUCCAACCUAUACUCGCACCCCCUGUCGUGCACUGAGCCGGUCGAGCUGUCUGGCAGCCGGUGGGAGAACGUACAGCCGGACGAGUUCGCAUGCCCACCCACCGUGCGCAUUGACCGGGACAACGUGCUCGAGGACGCGGGCAGCAACGUGUCGUUCACGUGCAAGGUGACCGGUGACCCGGAGCCCGAGGUCAGCUGGUACUUCAACGGACACGGCGUGGACAACUACACGGACCGCAUGGAUGAAAAUCGCACGUGGCUGGACAGCGGCGACGGCGGUGGUAAUGGUGGCCGCACGUGGACUGCGCUCACCGUGUUCAACGUCUCGGAUGUGGUGGCCGGUGAGUACACGUGCGAGGCGAGCAACUCGCGCGGCCGCGCGACCGCCAACGUAACGCUCGCACUACCUGAGGUCGCGGUGGCCACGACGCUCAGCAAGUCGCGGUCCGUGUACGUGAUGAUGGUGUGCGCGGCCGCGAGUGUGGCUGCACUGCUGUUCGUCGCCGGGCUCGCGUGCUGCGUGUGCCACGUGCGCAAGUCAUCCCGCGGGCAACGCGCUGGCAAGGCUGCGUUCAAGGGUAGCACGAGCUUCAGUGACGCAGACAAACGGUUGCUGGACGCCAGCAUAUCCACCACGCAAGCGGGAAGCUGCGAGAUGCUGGGUGGCGGUGCCGAGGCGCACGGCGACGGUGGUGGUAGUGGCAGUGGCAGUGGUGGCUCGUCGUCCGGCCACGACCUGGAGCUGGUGGAACAGUCGUUGCACAACAUUCCACUGGCGGCCGUGUGCGACCAGCAGCCCGUGCACAUCACCAUCGAGAGCCACGACCAUUGCAACUCGGGCGUGUCCGUGUACCCACCGCCACCCGAGUUCUCCACCAGCAUCCUGCCAUCGGUCAGUGGCUACGGCAAUAUAUUCAUCUCGGUGUCUGUGAGCCAAGAGCCGCCGGACCCGGAGUCUCGAUAUCCGGACCUGUUGGACAUGCAACACCGGCAGAAGCAGAACGUGAGCGUGGCCACCGGCACAAACGGGGGGCCGGCUAUGGGCGCCCGUCAUCGCGAGGUGCUCGUUGGGCCCGGUCAGUCAUCGUACUACGCUACGGUGCCGCGCAAGAACCGGUUGAAGGACAACGGCCACCACCAGCAUCAGCAGCACCAGAAGAACCAUCAGCAGCACCAGUUGCAGCAUCACCGUCCAUCCGUCAAGUCGGUGGCGCCGCACUACGACAACAUGGGCCCGCGGAUCACAGUUACGGGUAGCUGCACCAAUCUGUCGUCGCUUGUGUCCAGCAGUGGCGGCUCGUCCUCGGACGACAUACCGCCGCCACCACCACCGCCGUUGUGCACCGGCCACACGGAUUACGUCGCCCUUUAAUCGCCCCUGCUGCAACAGGUGGCACUCGGGGGGUUGGGCGAAUAGACGUCUUAGGAUUUACGCUCGUUGGUCGUGACUUGUACAGUGUAAAAAUAAAUCUAUCGCUACUAUUGUCGUAUAUGUUUUUCAUCGUAAGCACUUGAACCGAAGAUUCUCCCCGUGGUGAGUGUUGGCAAGCACGUGCGUUAUACCAUCUAAUGAGUAACUCACGUCGUGGUUACGAAAAAAUAAUCGAACACCACCGCAUGGAAAAUACUAUUAUUAUUAUUAUUAUUAAAAUAAUUAUCGUUUAGUCGAUGAGAAUGUCGAGAAGAUAAAACGAUAAAUAACAAUAAUAUUAUCAAAUACACGUACGUAUUGUCACUGUUUACGUUUGAAUUGAACACUGAAAGCUUAAGUUGUAUUGUUCGUCAUCAAUCACUCGGCGUUUAUUAUUGAGAUCAGUGUUAUCAAUGAAAGGUUACCAGAGGGGAAAAGAACCCGAAUACGAUCCAUUACAAUGAGUAGUCGGAAAAAGGAAGUGAGUAAUCAUUGUAUAAACUGGAAUUCUAUUCAGUUUUCGUUUGUUUACUUGUGUAUUAUGUUGUUGUUUUUGCAAAGUCAGUAGGUUAAAUUUGACAAUCUAUAGUUUUAAUAAUUAAACAAUAAUAAUUUUAUGUUUCGUGUUCAUUUCAAAAAUAUUAUUUUCCAAUUGAUUAUAGUCCUCUGAUAAGACAACACAGUUAUCACAAAAAAUGAAAAAUAUAUGAAUUUAUCGUUAUACUUGUACAAUUAAUGUACAUGAUUGUUAAAUAUUCCAUUUAAUGUUGAGAUUAUAAAAAUUUUAAAACAAUAAUAAUGAUAAUCGAAUAAUUUACUAAAGCUAUCAACUUAAUAAUAUCAAAAUCACACGAGAAACAUAGACCACAAAACUCUAUUCUAUAAUAACCGUUUAUCAAGAAGACUCAAUGUAACAAAAUUGAAUUUGUACGGGUUUUCUUACAACACAUUUUACGAUACACUUAUUUAUUUAACACAUAAAAUUCAGUAGAAAAUUCUUCAAAAGUUAUAAAAUUGACU
Messenger RNA from Sipha flava (yellow sugarcane aphid), 3701 nucleotides. RefSeq names its product leucine-rich repeat and immunoglobulin-like domain-containing nogo receptor-interacting protein 3. Gene Ontology annotation, molecular function: protein binding. Lineage: Eukaryota; Metazoa; Arthropoda; Insecta; Hemiptera; Aphididae. The record is from RefSeq and is a predicted model, not a curated record.